Molecule: messenger RNA, 1488 nt
Organism: Betta splendens (Siamese fighting fish)
Lineage: Eukaryota; Metazoa; Chordata; Actinopteri; Anabantiformes; Osphronemidae
Product: apoptosis facilitator Bcl-2-like protein 14
Exons: 7
Coding region: 159-1052 (297 amino acids)
Source: RefSeq, a predicted model, not a curated record
GCGUGAGUCACCGGCUGGAAACGUCACGUCGAUGCGUGACGUCAACACCACGUGAACAACAAGACUAAAGACGAUACGCGGAAGACUUCAGGACAAGUUUUCGUUCGACCUCAGCUUGACAAGUCGGACCGUGGGUUCACAGUGAGUACUUCUCCGACAUGGCCAACGACCGGGAGGGAAGCCAUGACCAGAACUCCAACCACAGCACGAGCAGCACAGCCUCUGACCCAGAGCCUACCUCAGAUGCGUCGGACAUGGAGGACACGGUGGAGUUCAGGAUCCUCAUGGCCUACGCGCAGAGGAGACGUCCGAAACCGGCUGCGCCAACCGGUCCUGCCGCCCCCGGUAUGACGGAUUCUAACGGAACGGCUCCGACCCGGACGCCAGAGGAGACCAAACAGAAGGAGCCGAAGAAGAAGAAGAAGAGCAAGAAGCAAUGGAUGAGAAUUCUGAAGUUUUUUAAAUGUGUCCGGCCUCAGACAGAAGAGAAAGAGCCCUACCAGACUCCAGCGAUGGUACCUGAGGAAGAGAAGGACGAGGAGGACGAGCAGGAGGACGAAUGGCGUGACAUUAAAAUUGAUGAUAAUGAUGAGAAGGAUGCGUUGGCAGAGGUAGUGGCUAGGCUGACGGAGAUCGCAGAUGAAAUCCCCUUCACACGUCCAGACAUAGAAACAGACGCUGAGAUAGACGAUGUGGAGAGAGCCAUCGGCCUGAUCCUGAGGGAGACUGGAGACAGGGUGAACGAGCAGGAGCUGAAAAAACUCAAAGAGCUGUUUUGGGACUACAGUUUCUUUAAUAACAUCAUAAAAGGCCUCCUCACGAGGAUGGGCCUCAAGUCUCCGUACCCUGACUCUCCAGGGCCACACGCUUCUCCCAAAACUCAGAUGGCAGUAGCCUGCGAGGCCAUCAGUCGUCUGUCGGCGCUGGACACGCAGCCUAUGAACAACCUGCUCGGCUUCGGAGCUAGAUAUCUGCAUGAACAACACGCAUCGUGGGCAAAGGAGCUGGGUGGAUAUGAAGCAGCAUUCGAGGACGAUGACGAGGUCCAGUGAGCGGAGGGAGAAACCUGCCACGUUGGACCUUCACAGGCCACAGAGAUGAGAGCAUUAGAACCCGUCGGGGUCACGUUACAGCCCCGCGAGGUUCCUCCAUAGCUUUAAAUAUGUGAUGAACUUUGAAAUAUGAGCUUCAGGACAUUUUAUUUCUGACAAAUCAGUUUACAUCCACACAAACCCUGACCCAACAAACAACUACACGUCAACAACGGUGUUAAGAACAAUACAUCAGCUGAUUCACUUUAUUUCCAUGUACUAUAUACACAAAGUAUGUUUCUGUUGUCUGUCUAAUACUCAGAUGGAAGCAUAUGUGUAAUUCUAAAUAUUUUUUUUACAGUAAAUGUAAAGCUGAUUUUAUGUCUUUUAUUUUUAUAAUUUAACACCCAGCACUUGCACUUUUGAGCAUUAAAACAACUGUCUGCUGGUUCUGAGA